Messenger RNA from Purpureocillium takamizusanense, 1483 nucleotides. RefSeq lists its product as uncharacterized. The record is from RefSeq and is a predicted model, not a curated record. NCBI's taxonomy places the organism in Eukaryota, Fungi, Ascomycota, Sordariomycetes, Hypocreales, Ophiocordycipitaceae. Bases 1 to 1350 code for a protein of 449 amino acids. The transcript is spliced from 2 exons.
AUGGCUAUCCUCGACGUCGCUGCGCAUCCGCGACGCACGUGUCGAACGCUGCCGUCCGUGCUGAUGAGGGCAGGGACAUCGAAAGGCCUGUUCAUACAUCGAAAGGAUCUCCCGGACCAGCAGAGCGACUGGGCGCCGCAUCUCAUCGCAGCACUCGGAUCCCAAGGCGCCGACCCCCGGCAGAUCGACGGCAUAGGGGGCGGCACGUCGACCACGUCCAAGGUCGCCGUCGUGGCCCCUUCGAAACGCCCGGGCAUCGAUGUCGACUUUAUGUUUGUCCAGGUCGAGGUGGGGAAGGAGUCUGUUGACUUUACUGGCAACUGCGGCAACAUCCUCUCCGGGGUUGGGCCGUUUGCGGUCCAGGAGGGACUGGUGAGGCCGGUGGCUGGGCGGAACGAGGUAGACGUCAGCAUCUUCAACACCAACACCUGUCGGACGGUCGUUGAGACUCUGGCUGUCGACGAGGACGGUCGCUUCCAGGAAGACGGAGACUUUACCAUCCCCGGGGUAAACUCUCCCGGGAGCGAGGUCAGAGUGGCCUUUGUCGACCCUGCGGGCAGCGUGACGGGCAGACUCUUCCCGUCGGGACGGAAGCAGGAGGUGCUGACUGUGAGCGCUCCGCCUACGCUUGGCGAGGAGGUUGGUCGCUUCGACGUCCGCGUGACGCUCGUGGACGCCGCCAACCCGUUUGUGUUGGUCGACGCGGCGUCCGUUGUGGGCCCGCUAUCAUCUUGCCCCCUGUCGUCGGAUCGAAGGGACGUGCUGGUGGAGGCGAUCCGGCGCGAGGGCGCGGUGGCUAUGGGGUUGGCUGCUACGGUGGAAGCGGCGGCCAAGACGCGCGGCACGCCCAAGAUUGCGCUCGUCUACGCGCCGACGGCAAAAGCUGCCAUCGACAUCGCCACUAUCGACGCCGGGGACGGGGACGGGGACAGUAAGGAGGCGGGGUCCGUCGCAGCGGAAGUAGACGUUUGGGUUCAGGCCUACUCGAUGGGCAGGCCGCACCCGAGCGUGCAGCUGACGGGCGCCGUGUGCAUCGCCGCGGCGCUCAACGUUCCGGGCACGGUGGCGGCCGAGCUGUCGUCGACGAGGCGCGGUGGUGCUGGUGCUGGCGGUGCUGGCCAUGAACGAAAUGGGGAUGAUGAUGAUGACGCCCAUGGACGAAAUGGGGACGAUGGCCCCGCCGCUGGGGGAAGGGGAACUCACGGAUACGAAGCCGAGGCGGUGAUUGCGCACGGCAGGGGGAGCGUCGCUGUGGGAGUCGUGGUGGGCGCGGAUGGCGGCAUUGAGAGGUGCGUGGUGUCUCGCACUGCGCGGAGGCUGAUGGAGGGGGUUGUGCGGUACUACAUUUGACGCCUUUUUUUUUCUUUUCCAGUUUUUCUUUUGAUGUUGAGGAAUAGAAGGAAGCGUGACGCUGGAUAUUUGUUGUUGAACUGAAUAGGAUAGAGAGGGAUUAGAAGAGAGUAGAGAGAAGAGUGCCGUGCCC